Messenger RNA from Staurois parvus, 345 nucleotides. The record is from the annotation of a GenBank genome assembly. NCBI's taxonomy places the organism in Eukaryota, Metazoa, Chordata, Amphibia, Anura, Ranidae.
GCGGAUAUAGUGAAUGCCGGGUCCGGGGAGAGCGGAUAUAGUGAAUGCCGGGUCCGGGGAGAGCGGAUAUAGUGACUGCAGAGUCCGGGGAGAGCGGAUAUAGUGAAUGCAGGGUCCGGGGGGGAGAGCGGAUAUAGUGAAUGCAGGGUCCGGGGAGACCGGAUAUAGUGAAUGCAGGGUCCGGGGAGACCGGAUAUAGUGAAUGCCGGGGUCCGGGGAGACCGGAUAUAGUGAAUGCAGGGUCCGGGGAGACCGGAUAUAGUGAAUGCAGGGUCCUGGGAGACCGGAUAUAGUGAAUGCCGGGUCCGGGGAGACCGGAUAUAGUGAAUGCCGGGUCCGGGGAGA